AUGAUCCGUGCUGCUAGUAAAGGGCAUGACAAAAUUGUACAAGAGUUAAUUAAUAGUGGAGGCGAUGUAAAUUCUACUAUAGAAAAUGGAAUUAAUUCUUUGAUGCAAGCAUCGUCUAACGGACAUCAUGAGACGGUUAAGGUAUUGAUUACAGCAGGUGGUGAUGUUAAUGCUGUCGAUAAUAUUGGAUGUACUGCAAUGAUCUGUGCUGCUGCAAAUGGACACGACAAAGUUGUCCAACAGUUAAUUAAUAGUGGUGGUGAUGUAAAUGCUGUCGAUAAAGACGGAUGGAAUGCAUUAAUCUUUGCAGCCGCAAAUGGGCAUGACAAAGUUGUUCAAGAGUUAAUUAAUAAUGGAGGUGCUGUAAAUGUUGUUGACAAAAACAGUGAGAGUGCAUUACAUCUAGCCGCUAAAAAUGGACAUGAAACUGUUGUACAACUUUUAAUAAACAAUGGAUGUUAUGUAAAUGCUGCUAAUAAAAAUGAAACCAAUGCUCUAAUGCUGGCCUCAUGUAGUGGACAUGAGGAGAUGGUAAAGCUAUUGAUUAUAGCAGGUGGUGAUGUUAAUGCUGUCGAUAAUAUUGGAUGGACUGCAAUGACCCGUGCAGCCAGAAAUGGGCACGACACAAUUGUACAAGAGUUAAUUAAUAAUGGAGGUGAUGUAAAUGUUGUUGACAAAAACGGAGACAGUGCAUUAUUUCUAGCCGCUGAAAACGGACAUGAAACUGCUGUACUAUUGCUAAUAAAUAGCGGAUGUGAUGUAAAUGCUGCUAAUAAGAAUGGAACAAAUGCUCUAAUGCUGACCUCAGAUAGAGGACACGAGGAGACGGUUACGCUAUUGAUUACAGCAGGUGGUGAUGUUAAUGCUGUCAAUAAAGACGGAUGGAAUGCAUUAGUCAUUGCAGCCACAAAUGGACACGCCAAAAUUGUACAAGAGUUAAUUAAUAGUGGAUGUGAUGUAAAUACUACUAUGGAAAGUGGAAUUAACUCUUUGAUGAAAGCAUCGUGUUUCGGACAUCAUGAGACGGUAAAGCUAUUGAUUACUGCAGGUGGUGAUGUUAAUGCUGUCGAUAAAGACGGAUGGAAUGCAUUAGUUUUCGCAGCCACAAAUGGACACGACAAAAUUGUACAAGAGUUAAUUAAUAGUGACGGUGAUGUAAAUACUACUUUAGAAAAUGGAAUUAAUUCUUUGAUGCUAGCAUCGCGUAACGGACAUCAUAAGACGGUUAAGGUAUUGAUUACAGCAGGUGGUGAUGUUAAUGCUGUGGAUAAACACGGUCGGAAUGCAUUAAUCUUUACAGCCACAAAUGGACAUGACAAAGUCGUCCAACAGUUAAUUAAUAGCGGAAGUGAUGUUAAUGCUGUUGACAAUGAUGGAAACUGUGCAUUAAUUCUAGCCUCUAAAAACGGACACGAAACUGUUGUACAUCUUUUAAUAAACAACGGAUGUGAUGUAAAUGCUGCUAAUAAGAAUGGAACCAAUGCUCUAAUGCUGGCCUCAUGUAGUGGACAUGAGGAGAUGGUAAAACUGUUGCUUACAGCAGGUGGUGAUGUUAAUGCUGUAGACAAAAGUGGAUGGACUGCAAUAAUCCGUGCAGCCAGAAAUGGACACGACAAAAUUGUACAAGAGUUAAUUAAUAGUGGAGGUGAUGUAAAUACGACUUUAGAAAAUGGAAUGAAUUCUUUGAUGCUAGCAUCGUGUAACGGACAUCAUAAGACGGUUAAGCUAUUGAUUUCAGCAGGUGGUGAUGUCAAUGCUGUAAGUAAAGACGGAUGGAAUGCAUUAGUCAUUGCAGCCGGAAAUGGAAACGAAAAAGUUGUACAACAGUUAAUUAAUAAUGGAGGUGAUGUAAAUGUUGUUUACAAAAACGGAGACAGUGCAUUAUUUCUAGCCGCUAAAAACGGACAUGAAGCUGCUCUACUAUUGCUAAUAAAUAACGGAUGUGAUGUAAAUGCUGCUAAUAAGAAUGGAACCAAUGCUCUAAUGCUGGCCUCAGGUAGUGGACAUGAGGAGACGGUAAAGUUAUUGAUUACAGCAGGUGGUGAUGUUAAUGCUGUAGACACAAGUGGAUGGACUGCAAUGAUCCGUGCUGCCGCAAAUGGACACGACAAAGUUGUACAACAGUUAAUUAAUAAUGGAGGUGAUGUAAAUGUUGUUGACAAAAACGGAGACAGUGCAUUAUUUCUAGCCGCUAAAAACGAACAUGAAACUGUUGUACAAUUGAUAAUAAAUAGUGGAUGUGAUGUAAAUGUUGCUAAUAAGAAUGGAACCAAUGCCCUAAUCCUGGCCUUAGUUAGAGGACGUGAGGAGACGAUAAAGCUAUUGAUUACAGCAGAUGGUGAUGUUAAUGCUGUCACUAAAGACGGAUCCAAUGCUUUAAUCUUUGCUUCAAAACAUGGGCACGACAAAGUUGUAAAACAGCUAAUUAGUAGUGGAGUUAAUGUAAAUGCUGUCGACGAAGACGGAUGGAAUGCAUUAAUCUUUGCAGCCACAAAUGGGCAUGACAAAAUUGUACAGCAGUUAAUUAAUAGCGGAAGUUAUGUAAAUGCUUCUAAUAAGAAUGGACCCAAUGCUCUAAUGCUUGCCUCAGGUAACGGUCAUGAGGAGACUGUAAAGCUGUUGCUAACUGCAGGUGAUGAUAUUAAUGUUGUCGAUAAUAUUGGAUGGACUGCAAUGAUCUGUGCUGCCGCAAAUGGACACGACAAAGUUAUCCAACAGUUAAUUAAUGGUGGAAGCGAUGUGAAUGCUGUCGACGAUGAUGGAAACUGUGCAUUAAUUCUAGCCUCUAAAAACGGACAUGAAACUGUAGUACUAUUAUUAAUAAAUAGUUGUUGUGAUGUAAAUGCUGUUAAUAAGAAUGGUAAAAAUGCUCUAAUGCUGGCCUCAGGUAGAGGACACGAGGAGACGGUAAAGCUAUUGAUUACAGCAGGUGGUGAUGUUAAUGCUGUCCACAAUAAAGGGUGGAAUGCAUUAAUGUUUGCUUCUCAUGAAGGUCACACCGAUAUUGUUGAGCAUUUAAUAAACAAUGGAAGUAAUGUAAAUGCUACUAAUAAGAAUGGGAAAAAUGCUCUAAUGCUGGCCUCAGGUAGAGGACACGUGGAG
Physella acuta is the source of this 3102-nucleotide messenger RNA. RefSeq names its product serine/threonine-protein phosphatase 6 regulatory ankyrin repeat subunit B-like. NCBI's taxonomy places the organism in Eukaryota, Metazoa, Mollusca, Gastropoda, Physidae. The record is from RefSeq and is a predicted model, not a curated record. Gene Ontology annotation, molecular function: protein binding.